AUGACACCGCCCUUCAACAACCCCUCCAACCAAGAGACCGCACAAUUUCAAAUCAAUCCAAACCAAACGGCUACAUCUAGAAACAUGGUUUUCCCUGUUGGAACCCGACUUUGGAUUAAGGGUGGUACCUACAAGCAUCAUGUGGCGGAGUACCGGAGACAGUGUGGUACUUACUAUAGUUUGGUUGAGCUGGUGGAAAACAACAGGCUUGUGAAGGUUCGCUUCAACAACAUUCAACUGAUUCUGAUUUCCUCUCGGGAAGCCGCAAUUCGAGGUCGCCAAGUCGCAGCAAGGAUUGCCUACCAGGAAAAUGUGGAUGUUGAUGAAAUCGCGGCUAUGGGUGCCUGGGCUCAAGUUCCUGUAUUGGAUCCAUCCCUCCCUCUCAAUCCAAGCAGGCGCGAACAUGUCAUCCAACGUAUUUUGGGAGAGGAGAUCGAUGAGCACCAGCUGAAGGAAGAAAAGCGAGCCCAUGAAGAGCUCAAGAAUGAUUUUCGUGAAGUGCUUAUGAUGUGUGUCAACGAAAAGGAAGGCAGCGACCCUUAG
Messenger RNA from Seminavis robusta, 543 nucleotides. Lineage: Eukaryota; Bacillariophyta; Bacillariophyceae; Naviculales; Naviculaceae. The record is from the annotation of a GenBank genome assembly.